Messenger RNA from Colletotrichum chrysophilum, 1335 nucleotides. RefSeq lists its product as uncharacterized. Gene Ontology annotation, cellular component: cytoplasm. The record is from RefSeq and is a predicted model, not a curated record. The transcript is spliced from 3 exons. Lineage: Eukaryota; Fungi; Ascomycota; Sordariomycetes; Glomerellales; Glomerellaceae. Gene Ontology annotation, molecular function: pyridoxal phosphate binding; L-ornithine transaminase activity; identical protein binding. The coding region runs from base 1 to 1335 and encodes 444 amino acids.
AUGGCUCCCCACGCAAACGGCGGCGCCCCUCAGUCCAACGGCACCGCCUCCAGGUACCAUGCCUCCUCCACCGACGGCGCGAUCAAGACCGAGAACGAGUAUGCCGCCCACAACUACCACCCUCUGCCCGUCGUCUUCUCCCGCGCGAGCGGCGUCCACGUCUGGGACCCCGAGGGCCGCCAGUACCUCGACUUCCUCUCCGCCUACAGCGCCGUCAACCAGGGCCAUUGCCACCCGGAGCUCGUCAAGGCUCUGACCGAGCAGGCCGGCCGUCUGACCCUCAGCUCGCGCGCCUUCUACAACGAUGUCUUCCCUAAGUGGGCCGAGAAGAUCCGCGACGUGUUCGGCUACGAUAUGGUCCUGCCCAUGAACACGGGUGCUGAGGCCGUCGAAACCGCCAUCAAGAUUGCGCGCAAGUGGGCUUACAAGGUGAAGGGCGUCGAGCAGGGCAAGGCGCUGGUCUUUUCUGUCAACGACAACUUCCACGGCCGCACGAUGACCGCCAUCUCGCUGUCAAUCGACCCCGAGUCGAGAGACAACUACGGCCCCUACGUUCCCGGUAUUGGCGCCGUGAACCCCUCCACCGGCAAGCCGAUCCGCUACAACAACGUCGCCGAUAUCGAGGAGGUCUUUGAGGCGCACGGCAAGGACACCGCCGCCAUCAUCAUCGAGCCGAUUCAAGGCGAGGCCGGCGUCGUCGUGCCGGACGACGACUACCUCGUCAAGGUCUCGGAGCUGUGCAAGAAGCACAACGUGCUCUUCAUUUGCGACGAGAUCCAGACGGGUAUCGGCCGCACGGGUCGCAUGCUCUGCUCGCAGUGGGCGAACAUCAAGCCGGACAUGGUGACGCUCGGCAAGGCCAUCUCGGGCGGCCUCUACCCCGUCAGCUGCGUCCUGUCCAGCAAGGAGGUGAUGCUCGUCGUGGAGCCCGGCACGCACGGCUCAACAUAUGGCGGCAACCCGCUCGGCUGCGCCGUGUCGAUCCGCGCUCUCGAGAUCAUGGAGGAGGAGGACCUCACCGCCAAGGCCGAGAAGCUCGGCAACAUCUUCAGGGACAGCAUCAGGGCCUUCAACUCGCCCAUCAUUCAGACCGUACGCGGCAAGGGCUUGCUCAACGCAGUUGUGAUUGACGAGUCUGCCGCGAACGGAAGGACGGCGUGGGAUCUGUGCUUGCUGCUGAAGGCGAAGGGCGUUUUGGCCAAGCCCACGCACGGAAACAUCAUUCGCUUCGCGCCGCCUCUCGUCAUCUCCGAGACGGACCUUCGCAAGGCGCUUAAUGUCAUCGGCGAAGCGCUCAAGGAGCUUCCGACCGUUGAGAAGGCCGCCCACCACUGA